Hibiscus syriacus is the source of this 935-nucleotide messenger RNA. RefSeq names its product calmodulin-like protein 7. Bases 95 to 793 code for a protein of 232 amino acids. The transcript has a single exon. Gene Ontology annotation, molecular function: calcium ion binding. The record is from RefSeq and is a predicted model, not a curated record. NCBI's taxonomy places the organism in Eukaryota, Viridiplantae, Streptophyta, Magnoliopsida, Malvales, Malvaceae.
UAACCAUGUGGUAAUUACAAAGAAAACAAAACACAAACAAACACUUGUUUUCCAUCUUCUUCCCCGCCCUCUUGUUUUUCAUUCAACAUUAGCUAUGGUGACAACCUUACUUCUACUUUCUCUUCUUUUCAUCGUUGGUUUCCUUCAUAUUUACUUUGCUUUUUCUCCCAAUAAAUUUUAUGCUUGGCUUCAAUCCCUUUUCCCCAACCCAUGUUCUUCCUCCUCUUCUGUAAAUUUGAAAACAACCCAGAAGGUCUCGGUUAUGGAACGGACUGAUCCCAAUAAACUAGAGCUGAAUAGGGUAUUCGCCACCUUCGACAAGAACGGCGACGGAUUCAUAACGAAGCAGGAGCUAAGGGAAUCAUUGAAGGCCAUCAGCUUUUGUUUGACGGAGAAUGAGGUCGAAGAAAUAGUUGUGAAGCUGGAUUCAAACGGCGACGGAUUGAUCGAUUUCGACGAGUUUUGCGCCCUGUGUAAAGCCAUUGACGACGGCGAUUUCGGUAAUAACGGCGGGGAGGAAAGUAAAAGAUCGGGGGAAGAAGGGAAUGCAUACGAGGGUGAAAUUCUGAAGGAAGCUUUCGAUGUGUUCGAUAGAGACAAAGAUGGGUUGAUCACCGUCGAGGAAUUGGGAUCUGUGUUGAGUUCUUUGGGGUUGAAAGAAGGAGACAAGGUGGAAGAUUGCAGAGAGAUGAUUCGAAAAGUUGAUGUCAAUGGUGAUGGCAUGGUUGAUUUCGAUGAAUUCAAGACGAUGAUGAAAAAUGGAGGACGAUUAGCUUCCAUACCAGCUUUUUGAUCUCAAAUCUCAUCGAUCCAUCAAUCUACAGGUGUUUUUUUUUUUGCUUUUCUAAAUCUAUAUGUUGGAUUUGUUUCCUUUUAAUUACCAUUUUGAACCUUCUUCUUCUUUUUAAUCAUUAUUAUAACCUUUACAACACAAC